UCGCGAGUGGAGUGAUGCGCCUGCGCAGUGAACCUUGUUGCACUCUUCAACUCGCAAGUAGCGAGGCCGUCGUUGUUCAGUAGCUCAAGACGCUUGUUGUGUAGGCCUAUCACCCGUUUUAGGGUGAAUUUUCGUCUUUAACUGUUCAAGAAGGCUUACCAGUGGCGUCCUCACGCAAAAUGACGGAUAAGGACGGAGAGGCGUUCGACGAUGCAGUCGAAGAAAGAGUUAUUAAUGAAGAAUAUAAAAUAUGGAAGAAAAAUACUCCAUUUCUUUAUGAUCUUGUUAUGACACAUGCAUUGGAGUGGCCAUCAUUAACAGCACAGUGGCUACCUGACGUAACUAGACCAGAAGGCAAAGAUUACUCGGUGCACAGAUUGAUUUUGGGAACGCACACGUCAGAUGAACAGAACCACCUCCUUAUUGCCAGUGUUCAACUGCCCAAUGAAGAUGCUCAGUUUGAUGCGUCUCAUUAUGACAAUGAGAAAGGAGAGUUUGGCGGUUUUGGAUCAAUAAGUGGUAAAAUUGAAAUCGAAAUUAAAAUUAACCACGAAGGCGAAGUCAAUAGAGCUCGCUACAUGCCUCAAAACCCUUGUGUCAUUGCUACUAAAACACCAUCAAGUGAUGUUCUUGUGUUUGACUACACUAAACAUCCCUCAAAACCAGACCCUAAUGGCGAGUGCCACCCUGAUCUCAGACUAAGAGGACACCAGAAAGAAGGCUAUGGUCUCUCAUGGAAUCCUAAUCUCAAUGGCUACCUACUAUCAGCCUCUGAUGACCACACCAUUUGCCUGUGGGAUAUCAAUGCCACUCCAAAAGAAAAUCGCAUUAUUGAUGCUAAAACUAUUUUUACGGGACAUACUGCUGUUGUUGAGGAUGUUGCAUGGCACCUUCUUCACGAGUCUCUAUUUGGUUCAGUGGCGGAUGAUCAAAAACUCAUGAUCUGGGAUACACGUUCUAAUAACACCAGUAAGCCGUCUCAUACUGUUGACGCUCACACUGCUGAAGUUAACUGCCUCUCUUUUAAUCCAUACUCAGAAUUUAUUCUGGCUACUGGAAGUGCAGACAAGACUGUAGCGCUCUGGGAUUUGAGAAACUUGAAAUUGAAGCUUCACUCAUUCGAGUCGCAUAAAGAUGAAAUCUUCCAGGUUCAAUGGUCUCCUCAUAAUGAGACGAUUCUGGCGUCCAGUGGCACAGAUCGAAGACUGCAUGUUUGGGAUCUCAGCAAGAUUGGGGAAGAACAAUCCAGUGAAGAUGCGGAAGAUGGACCUCCGGAAUUACUGUUUAUCCAUGGUGGUCACACAGCCAAGAUCUCGGACUUCUCUUGGAAUCCCAAUGAACCUUGGGUUAUUUGCUCUGUUUCUGAGGAUAAUAUCAUGCAGGUCUGGCAAAUGGCAGAGAACAUUUACAAUGAUGAAGAACCUGAGACUCCAGCUACUGAACUAGAGGCGGCAGCUUCAUGAAUCUAUUAGAUUAUUGUGUAUCAUAAUUCAUGUUUUACUAGCUUACCUGCUUUUUUGCAAUUUACUCCAUUGUGAUUCAUUUAUGUACCAACAUUCAUUAAUUAAAUAAUAGGACUGUACCUGCAUCUGAAUAUUUUUA
This is a messenger RNA of Frankliniella occidentalis (western flower thrips), 1602 nucleotides long. RefSeq names its product chromatin assembly factor 1 p55 subunit (gene Caf1-55). Gene Ontology annotation, cellular component: nucleus; ESC/E(Z) complex; NuRD complex. Gene Ontology annotation, biological process: regulation of gene expression. The record is from RefSeq and is a predicted model, not a curated record. Lineage: Eukaryota; Metazoa; Arthropoda; Insecta; Thysanoptera; Thripidae. The coding region runs from base 180 to 1463 and encodes 427 amino acids. The transcript has 9 exons. Gene Ontology annotation, molecular function: histone binding.